Bemisia tabaci is the source of this 1132-nucleotide messenger RNA. NCBI's taxonomy places the organism in Eukaryota, Metazoa, Arthropoda, Insecta, Hemiptera, Aleyrodidae. The record is from RefSeq and is a predicted model, not a curated record.
AUGGCAGAAGGCGGAGAAAACUCCAAUCAGAACGACGGCGAUUUGGAUAUAGCGACGCGCAUAUCCUCGCUCUCGCUGAAGGCUAAAAGGUCGAUGGUGCUCUCACAGCUGAGAGCCAUCCACACGACCCUUACCCGAGAGAUUGCAGCGGAAGAAAUAGAGACCUUCCGGCCGUCCUUCAAUCGUUUAGACGUGCUGAGAGAACGCUUCGAGGAGUUCCAAGAUCAAAUAAUCUUGUUAAAUACCUCUCUGCCACCCGAGUCUGAGAUUGAGGUGGAAAUUCUGCAGGCUGAAUUUGACCGCCUCUUUGAUGAAGCCCAGCGCUCAUUCCUUCGGAAGACGCUGCCCGCCUUAGCAGGCGUUUCCACGCUUAACAAUACCUCUUUCUCCGUGUCUUCCAUCCGACUGCCAAAGUUAGAGCUCCCGAAAUUCAGCGGAGAUUUGGGCGCAUGGCGAACCUGGUAUAACCUUUAUAAGGCGUCGGUUCACACCAGCCCCUCACUCCUGGCAGUCCAGAAAUUUCAAUAUUUGCUCGGCAGCCUAAAAGGUGACCCUCUCGCACUCAUCACCGGGCUAGACAUCACAGAUGCCAAUUACGACGUCGCUUGGACGCUGCUCUGUGAACGCUAUCAUUCUGAGCGUCGCCACGUGUUCCAUCACUAUAAUGGCCUCCUAGACCUUCCUGAUGCCCAACGCUUCGAGCAAAUACCUGCGCUGAUCACCAAGAUCAGGGAACAUUCCCAAGCGCUCCAAGCCCUCGGUCACCCUCCAGACUCUUACAGUGGUCUGUUGAGCGCCCUAAUAAUGCGAAAAUUGUCCACUCGCCUGAAGCAAAGGCUAGAGGACUACCGAGGAGCUGAUCCCUCUUACCCCAAGCUCGACGAACUUCUUAGCUUCCUGGAGAAGGAACGUCGCAGCACCGAAGAUAGCCCUCCCAAUCGCAGAGAGGCUAAGGCUCUAGUUUCAUGCCAUGAGACUAAUGCCCAUCCCGCACCCCGCAAAAAUAGAGCCAAAGGCUCCAGAGCCAAGUCUCGCUCACCCAACGGCACCAAAAUUUUGGUAUCAUGCGAUGGGUCGUCUGAUAGCUCUGACUCCUCCUCUGAGCACGAGCAAGAGGAUAGAGACGAUCACA